Eruca vesicaria subsp. sativa (arugula) is the source of this 635-nucleotide messenger RNA. NCBI's taxonomy places the organism in Eukaryota, Viridiplantae, Streptophyta, Magnoliopsida, Brassicales, Brassicaceae. The record is from the annotation of a GenBank genome assembly.
AAAGCUUCUCCUUCUCGAUGAUCCAAAAGACGAAUCUCUCUUUCUCAGAUCGUAUGAUCUGAUCCGAAGAGAAGCUAAGGAAGAAGAUGGGAAUCGUCUUCACGAAGCUCUUUUCCUCCGUGUUUGGAAACAAAGAAGCUCGCAUCCUCGUCCUAGGUCUCGACAAUGCUGGAAAAACCACCAUCCUCUAUCGCCUUCAGAUGGGAGAAGUUGUCUCCACGAUCCCGACUAUUGGAUUUAACGUGGAGACUGUGCAGUACAACAAUAUCAAGUUUCAGGUCUGGGAUUUAGGUGGACAAACGAGUAUCAGGCCGUAUUGGAGAUGCUAUUUCCCAAAUACACAAGCAGUGAUUUAUGUUGUUGAUUCGAGUGAUACUGAUAGAAUUGGAGUGGCCAAAGAAGAGUUCCAUGCAAUUUUGGAGGAAGAGGAACUGAAAGGUGCAAUGGUUCUUAUAUUUGCAAACAAGCAGGAUCUACCAGGCGCCCUUGACGAUGCAGCUGUGACAGAGGCCUUGGAGUUGCACAAGAUAAAAAGCCGUCAGUGGGCUAUAUUCAAAACUUGUGCUGUGAAAGGCGAAGGACUUUUCGAAGGCCUAGACUGGUUGAGUAAUACUCUCAAAUCAGGGACUGGCUAA